Aspergillus pseudotamarii is the source of this 2027-nucleotide messenger RNA. Its product is annotated as Alpha/Beta hydrolase protein. Gene Ontology annotation, cellular component: fungal-type vacuole. The record is from RefSeq and is a predicted model, not a curated record. The coding region runs from base 47 to 1909 and encodes 620 amino acids. Gene Ontology annotation, molecular function: serine-type carboxypeptidase activity. NCBI's taxonomy places the organism in Eukaryota, Fungi, Ascomycota, Eurotiomycetes, Eurotiales, Aspergillaceae. Gene Ontology annotation, biological process: proteolysis. The transcript is spliced from 7 exons.
CCGCAGGGCCCACCGGCUUGGAGUAGUAUCAAUACCACUUCGCGCCAUGAUGUUCCUCAGCCUGGUACUGGGCGCCCUGCUCGGUGCGGCCACGGCGCAAUUUCCCCCCACGCCUGAGGGGGUAACGGUCGUCAAGUCUAAGCUACAUGAGAAUGUGUCCAUAUCAUUCAAAGAGCCCGGAAUAUGUGAAACAACACCUGGUGUUCGGUCGUAUUCGGGUUAUGUUCAUCUCCCACCCGGUUUUCUUGCCGAUGAUACAGGGGACCGACAAGAUUACCCCAUGAACACAUUUUUCUGGUUCUUCGAGGCGCGCAAGGACCCCAAGAACGCGCCCGUCGCUAUCUGGCUCAAUGGCGGUCCCGGUGGCUCCUCGUUCAUGGGGCUUCUCGAGGAACUGGGCCCCUGUUCCGUGGCCUCAGAUUCCAAAACCACUAUCAUAAACCCCUGGAGUUGGAACAAUGAGAUUAACCUCUUGUUUCUCGAUCAGCCCAUGCAGGUUGGCUUCUCCUAUGAUGUCGCCACCAACGGUACAUUAGUCAUGGACUACGACGCAGUGGAGACUACGAUCGUGCCUGGGGAUUUCUCGGUGGAUAUACCCGAAUCUAAUUUCACACACCGUGUCGGUACAUUUGCGAGCCAGACGCUAUCACAAACCGCGAACAGCAGUGCGCUUACAGCUCAUGCUUUAUGGCAUUUCGCCCAGACUUGGUUCUUCGAGUUUCCUCAUUAUAAGCCUGUUGAUGAUCGGAUUUCUCUGUGGACUGAGAGCUAUGGAGGUCACUAUGGUCCGGCGAUCUUCAGCUUUUUCCAGGAACAGAAUGAUCGGAUUGCGAAGGGGACUGCGGAAAAGGGCGCGCAGUAUCUGCAUCUCGAUACGUUGGGGAUUGUGAAUGGUCUUAUUGAUGCUGCAGUCCAAGGAGAAUCAUAUAUUACCAUCGGGUAUAAUAACACAUAUGGCCUACAAAUAUUCAACCAGUCUCUUUAUGACUCGCUAAUGCACGAAUGGGCACGUCCUGGAGGUUGCCGCGACAGAGCGAUAGCGUGCCAAGCAGCUUUGAAGGACUGGGACUCAACUUCUCAGAAGAGAAAUAUAUCGGAAAUAUGUAAAAAUAUCGAUUUAGACUGCGAGGGAGGGGGUACUGCUCAAUACCAGCAGCUGAACCGCAGUUGGUAUGACAUUUCUCACCCCAAAAAUGACCCGUUCCCAGCUCACCAUAUGCUGGGCUAUUUGACUCAAGAGUCUGUACUAAAGGCUCUCGGCGUCCCUGUCAAUUUCACCGAGGCUGCCCCCGUCGUCCACAAACAGUUCGAGAAGACCUACGACAUCACUCGCGGUGGAUUCCUCGACUCAAUAGCCUACCUCCUCGACAGCGGCGUGAAGGUACACAUGAUGUACGGCGACCGCGACUACGCCUGUAACUGGAUCGGCGGCGAGAAGGCCAGUCUGGCCGUGCCGUAUUCGCGAGCCGCGGAGUUCGCAAACACCGGUUAUUCCCCAUUAGUCACGCCCGAAGGCAUCAAGGGCAUGACUCGCCAGCUCGGCAAUUAUAGCUUCACGCGCGUCUACCAGGCAGGCCACGAAGUACCAGCGUAUCAGCCGGUCGCGGCUUAUGAGAUCUUUAUGCGUGCUAUGCUGGACAGCGAUAUCCCUACUGGACGUCUGGGUGUUACGGAGGAGUUCAGGACGAGUGGUCCGAAGGAUACAUGGCAUAUUAAGAAUAUUGCUCCGUCAAUGCCGGAGCCGAGGUGCUAUGUCUUGGAUCCUGGGACGUGUCUUCCGGAGGUUUGGGAGAGGGUUGUGGCUGGGAAUGUUAUUGUUAAGGAUUUCUUUGUGGUGGAGGAUGGUGGCAAUGAUGGGAGGGUCAGCUGGCCCCAGGAUAGUAGCCAGGUGGUUCUUGGUGGAAUGUGAAUGGUUGUACGAAAGAAAUCGACAGUUUGUAUAAAUUGAGGAUUAUCAUCUAAGGCAGGAAAGUGCUCGUUGUAGCCCCUAGAUUGACUAUUACACUAGCACCUGCUAUAUCCCUUCA